This is a messenger RNA of Colletotrichum spaethianum, 549 nucleotides long. RefSeq names its product depudecin biosynthesis cluster-specific transcription activator DEP6. The transcript has a single exon. The record is from RefSeq and is a predicted model, not a curated record. Lineage: Eukaryota; Fungi; Ascomycota; Sordariomycetes; Glomerellales; Glomerellaceae. Bases 1 to 549 code for a protein of 182 amino acids.
AUGGCCGGAUUCUGGGACGGCUACUGCGCUUUAGUCAAGGCCACAGACGAGCUCUUCGGCAUGCUCAAGCGGCACCUCAACGCCACCUCAAUCCGCGAGGAUCCCGUGGCCUUUAGCCUGUACCUCAACCUGCGCGCAACAGAGAUCUUUUCGCACGAGUCGGCCAUCAAGAAGAGCGAGGAACAGGGGCUGCCGCCGCUCAUGACGACCGAAAGCCAACGACGCGCCACCGCCGCGGCGUUCCAAAUCUCCAGCGCGGUACGGCUCAACUUGCCGUCGCCGUGGAAGGCGAACAGCAACAUUAUUACAUUGCAGGCCAUCUUUACUGCUUGGCCCCUCACCAUGGCUCUCAAGGCAUUGUAUCGAGAGCUAGUUCAUGGUGGAAACCGCGAGACGGUGAACGGGGUAGUGGCUUCGUCGAGGUUGCUUUUCGCGGCUCUAGACCAUAUUGAGGAGUCUGGCGGACACUGGCACCAGUGUGUAUCUCACGUUGAGGCAAAACUGCAGGAGUGGGAUGAAAAGAAUGGUUUUGAUUCUUUGGCACUGUGA